This is a messenger RNA of Zingiber officinale, 3432 nucleotides long. RefSeq names its product flowering time control protein FPA-like. The record is from RefSeq and is a predicted model, not a curated record. Gene Ontology annotation, molecular function: RNA binding. The transcript has 6 exons. The coding region runs from base 263 to 3061 and encodes 932 amino acids. NCBI's taxonomy places the organism in Eukaryota, Viridiplantae, Streptophyta, Magnoliopsida, Zingiberales, Zingiberaceae.
CUUCCUCCUUCCUGUCGAAUUAAAAAUAGAGACGAGAGGGCGAACCAGGGGAGCUCCGUCUUCUUACCCUACCUCGUAUCUUCUUCCCAAACCCAAAUCUCCGUUGCCGACGCCGAAACUCUCGCGCUCCCAGGUGGAAAUGCUACCGCUUGGGCUCCGGUUCGUGCUUUUGUCGGAUUUUUCUGGGUGGAAAAGUCGCUCCUUUUAGGGCUAUUCGUUGAUUUGAAGCUUACCUUUUAUUAGGGUUUUCGACUUCGUUCAGAUGGGAAGAAGUGGAGGAAGGGACAGGAUAAGCGGUGACUACAUGCCGAGGUUGGAAGAGAAGGAUCGGCGGAGUGGGUGGGGCGUUGCUCCUUCCUCAAGGCACUUGUGGGUUGGAAAUCUGAGUCCUCAUGUCUCCCAGAACAGUCUGUACGAGCAUUUCCUCAGGUUUGGGGACAUUGAGAACAUAACUUACACACCUGGCAGGAGCUAUGCGUUUGUGAACUAUAAGAAAGAGGAAGAUGCAGUCAUCGCUUCGAGAGGUCUCCAGGGGUUCAUUAUGGCCGGGAAUCCUCUUAGAGUCGAGUUUGCAAAGGGGGACAGGGUUUCAUUAUCACCAUUGGGUGAUGAAUAUUCACAUACUAAUGAUGGAAGAUAUUCUACUGAACGGGGAGAGCCAUUGCUUAGAAGAGAUUUUAGAAGUCAUGACCAUAGUCCUGAAAGGUCACAUGAAAAGGACAAGGGAAAUGAUAGCACGGAACCUUGUGAAGAGCUGUGGAUAGGUUUCCCAUCAUUUCUCAAUGUUGAAAAAGAUGAUCUGAGGAGAGCUUUUUCUCCUUUUGGUGAAAUUGACAACAUCUCUACAUUUCGUAGUUAUGCCUUCGUAAGAUAUCGAAGUAUAGUCGCAGCUUGCAGGGCUAAAGAAGCUCUUCAAGGAAAAUUAUUUAACAACCCCCGUGUGCAGAUAUGUUUUGCCAAAAGUGACUUUACUGACUCAGGGAGGAACCUUAGCAAUCCCCCCUUUGUUUCACACCUUAAAUCUAACUUCAGAUCUGUUCCAAAAAAUGCUGAACCUUCUCGAUGGGAUAGGGGUUUUGAUAGUCAUAUUGAAAAUUUCCCAACUUCUCCUCGUGAUGCAAGACUUUUGCGGUCUAAUGAAGCAAAUUUCAUUGACUAUGGGGAAAACAGUUUGGUACGUCCUGCUACAAUUCCAGGAUCCAUUUUUGGUGUCAAUGUUGAACAUAACAGGAUGCCAGAGUUGAAUUCAGACAGAAGGAUGUCAGAAGAACUUUAUGAUCGCUACAGAAAUAGUCCCACAGUAGAGAGAGCUGGACGGUGGCAUGACGUUCCUUUUGAAAGAGAGCGGAGAACUCCACCCCUUGAUGAUUCAUGGGGAAUAGAGGAUAAUUCUUUUCCAUCAUCUAAAAAGGCAAAACUAGAUUCAUUUUCUGAAAAAGAACUUCCAGAAUAUCCAUUCUCUGACUUAGAACAAAGAAAGCAUGACUUUGGACGGAUGAAGUUUUCUCCCAAUUUGCCUUACAAUAGCACUUUCAAUAAAGAUUUUGAAUCUGCUCCUUUGGCUCCUUUCACUGACAGGGAUGAAUCAUGGAGAGGUUUAAAUUAUUUACAUGCAGGUCUUGGUCCUUUGCCUUCAGAUAUAGCCAAGUCACCAAGAGCAAGUCCUGAACGUCCACCCCCUCAGAUACUGGACUGGAAAUGGGAGGGAACAAUUGCAAAGGGUGGCACUCCUGUUUGUCGGGCACGUUGCUUUCCUGUUGGAAAAAUCCUUGACUUUAUGUUACCAGAGUUCUUAAAUUGCACAGCUAGAACAGGCCUCGCCAUGCUUGCUAAACAUUAUUAUCAGGCAACAAGUUCUUGGGUGGUGUUCUUUGUUCCUGAAAAUGACACUGAUUUUGUUUUUUACAAUGAAUUCAUGCAUUAUCUGGGAGAGAAACAGCGCGUAGCUGUUGCUAAGCUUGGUGAGAAGGUUACCUUAUUUCUAGUGCCACCAUCAGACUUUUCUGAACAAGUUCUAAAAGUUCCCGGGAAGAUGAGCAUCUCUGGUGUCAUUUUAAAGUUUCAACAGCCUGGUUCUAACUUCAGUUCCCUCCACCAACCUAUUGAAGUCGCUGAAGCAAAACUGCCAACCCUUCAGCCUCCAUCAAGUGAUCUUGUUAGUAUUCAUGAAAAUGCAUCAUUAGCAAAGAGUAUAUCCCCUGAUUUAAGGGCUAUUUCUAAGAGUCAGAGCUAUUUCAACCCAUCUUCUGGAUUAUUACCUCCACCUUAUUCACCGCUGCAAAAACUGGAUGAAAAUCUUCCUUACUCUGGUUCCAUUCAACCAAUGGAAAAAUUUUCUGACUAUCAUUUGGCAAGCAGACAUGACCGACUCCAGCCUCUAAAUUCAGCAAAAUCUCCAAAUUGGUCUAAUCAAAUGCACAUUCCAACUUCUGAUCGUGGAACUUGUUCUCCUCUUCUUCCAAGCGCUGGUUCACAAAUAACUAGUAGUUCUAAUGCAGAGCCACACCCACUGGGAAAUCUUAAGGUUUCCCAAGGAUAUGCUUUGAGCAAUUAUGCAGCUGAAACUUCAUCCAUUCCCUUGCACACAGGCAAGUUUCCUACACAAGUACAUGCAGAACCUCAAGCAUCUUCAAAUGUUCCAUCCCCCCUAGAGCCAGAGCAACUUGCUCAACUGGCAAUUCUUCUGGGGCAGCAUAAACAGUUAGGUAAAGAACCUUCCUUAUCAAUUGAAGGUCAGAACAAACAGUCAAACUUGUUGCAAAUUGUCAAUUCUCAUGCUUUGGCUCUAACACCGAAUGGCCAAGCUUCAGAUCAAAAUUCUGCGACACAUACCCAUUCUUUCCCUUCUAGUUCUUUAGGUGUGCAACUUAAUCAGGUGCCCCAGAACCAGAAGCAACAAUCAAAUAUUCCUGCAGUGCAAACCUUAGUUAACUCUGGUCUGCAAAACCAGCAAGCAGACACAGAAGCAGACCCUCAGAAACGUCUCCAGGCAACUCUGCAGCUUGCUGCAACACUUCUUCAACAGAUUCAACAACAAUCAAAAACUGUUGAUCAACCAUAGAUUUGAGAAGUUUAACGGGAGCGAACUUUUGAGAACUACAUGCAUCUUGAUGCUCAUGUGACUGGAUUAUGCAUGCUGAAAUGUUCAAGAAUCAUAAGCCAGUUUAUCUGCCAACCCUCAGCCCAAUUAGGCAGCAGCUAGGCAUGCCGAAGGCUUUAUAUGAAAAUUUUGAGAGAGAUGAAAGUUCAGCAGAUGACCAGUUAAAACUAUGUCUCAGUGCUUCACUUAUUUUUCAAACACUUUUGUCAAACUUAAUCCAGAAAUACUUUGAUCCUCUGCUUAGAUACUGCUUUGAUGUUUAACAAUGUUUAACCAAAUAUUUGAUUUGUUUAUAUUAUCUAGUGCUAAUAAUGCCUACUACUACCGUUAGA